GCCCCCUGCCGUCAGUGAGGUGGCGCUGAGCGGCGUCCGCAUCGGCAGUAGCAGCGCCCUCGCUGCCUUCAUCGUCGUGGUCGUCGUCGUCUUCACCACCACCACCAUCACGGCGUCUGCGGCAUUCCACCAACCGUGCUAGUCAGGAGGUGCGGGGGAAGGACAACAAACUAAUCACAAAAAGCAGUUUUAAAGAAAAGAAGCAUUCUCCGCAUGAGCUGAGCUGCACACUGAUGAAUUCCCAUGGGCCUGCCUGUACCUGCCUAACGGGAUGAAGCUCUGUGGGGAGACCCGACCUCCAGAGGAACAGCGACAUUUGAAGGCAAACGACAGAGAAUUCAACGAGAAAUUCCAGUACGCGACCAACCGGAUAAAGACCUCCAAGUACAAUGUGGUGACCUUCCUGCCCGUCAAUCUGUUUGAGCAGUUCCAAAGAGUGGCCAAUGCCUACUUCCUGUUCUUGCUCAUCCUGCAGCUGAUUCCUCAGAUUUCAUCCCUGUCUUGGUUUACCACCAUCGUGCCUUUGGUGUUGGUGUUGACCAUCACCGCUGUCAAGGAUGCCUCCGACGACCUGUUCCGUCACAGGAGUGACAACCAGGUCAACAACAGACAGUCUCAGGUUCACAUCAACGGAAAGUCCGGAAGACUGCAGAAUGAAAAAUGGAUGAACGUGCGCGUUGGGGACAUCAUCAAAAUGGAGAACAACCAAUUUGUUGCCGCCGACCUCAUGCUGCUGUCCAGCAGCGAACCCCACAGCCUGUGCUACAUCGAGACGGCGGAGCUUGAUGGCGAGACGAACUUAAAGGUGCGGCAGGCUCUUCCCGUGACCUCCCAGAUUGCCGACGACAUUGACAAGCUGGCGCACUUUGACGGCGAGGUGAUUUGCGAACCGCCCAACAACAAGCUGGACAGGUUCACCGGCACGCUGUACUGGCGGGGCAACACGUACGCGCUGGACAACGACAAAAUGUUGCUGCGCGGCUGCGUUUUGCGCAACACUGAGUGGUGCUACGGCCUCGUGGUCUUCGCAGGCCCCGACACCAAGCUGAUGCAGAACAGCGGACGGACGAAGUUAAAAAGAACCAGCAUCGACCGCCUCAUGAACACCCUCGUGCUGUGGAUUUUUGGCUUCCUCGUGUGCAUGGGGUCCAUCCUGGGGCUCGGAAACACCAUCUGGGAGAGCGCCAUCGGCUACUACUUCCAGCCGUACCUGCCGUGGGAGAGCGCGGUGGACAGCGCAAUCUUUUCAGGGUUCCUCACCUUCUGGUCGUACAUCAUCAUCCUCAACACCGUCGUGCCCAUCUCGCUCUACGUCAGUGUGGAGGUUAUACGGUUAGGCCACAGCUACUUCAUCAACUGGGACCGCAAGAUGUACUACGGCAAGCGGGACACGCCGGCUGAGGUGCGCACCACCACGCUCAACGAGGAGCUCGGGCAAAUCGAGUACAUCUUCUCCGACAAGACGGGCACGCUCACGCAGAACAUCAUGACCUUCAACAAGUGCUCCAUCAACGGCCGCGUUUACGGAGGAGCAUAUGAUGUUUCGGGUCACAAAGUGGAAAUCAAUGAGAGGUCGGUGCCAGUGGAUUUCUCACGGAACCUGCUGGCCGACCGGCGGUUCCUCUUCUACGAUCAGACCAUGCUGGAGGCCAUACGGCUGGGCGAGUGGGGAGUGCACGAGUUCUUCCGUUUGCUCGCACUCUGCCACACCGUGAUGCCCGAGGAGAAGACUGAGGGGGAGCUGGCUUACCAGGCCCAGUCCCCCGACGAGGGUGCCUUGGUGACGGCCGCACGCAACUUUGGCUUUGUUUUCCGCUCGCGCACGCCCGAGACCAUCACGCUGCACGAGCUGGGAGAACCACGCACCUACCAGCUGCUCGCUAUCCUUGACUUCAACAACUUCCGCAAGCGCAUGUCCGUCAUCGUGCGGAAUGCUGAAGGUCGGCUGAAGCUGUACUGCAAAGGCGCCGACUCGGUGAUAUUUGAGAGGCUUCACCCCUGCAACCAGCAGCUCGUGAACAUCACCGCAGACCACCUGAGUGCGUUUGCGGGCGAGGGCCUGCGCACGCUGUGCCUGGCGUACCGCGACCUGGACGAGGCCUCCUUCGAGGAGUGGCAGGAGCGGCACCACGAGGCAAACACGUCCUUGCAGGGCCGCGAGGAGCUGCUCGCCGCCGUCUACGACGAGAUCGAGCAAAACAUGAUGUUGCUGGGAGCCACCGCGAUCGAGGACAAGCUGCAGGAGGGUGUGCCGGAGACCAUUGCGAAGCUGGCCCUGGCUAACAUCAAGAUCUGGGUUCUCACGGGCGACAAACAAGAAACGGCGGUGAAUAUCGGCUACUCGUGCAACAUGCUAACAGACGACAUGAACGAGGUGUUUGUGGUGUCGGGGCACACGGUCCAGGAGGUUCGCGAGGAGCUGGGACGCGCAAAGUCCAAGAUGCUUGGACUGAGCAAGGGCUCGGCUGCAAAUGGCUUCCUCUAUUCGUCGGUGAAGGAUCCUUCCAAGGCCUGCCCAUCCAUCGAGACGACUGUGGAGGGGGAGUACGCCAUCAUCAUCAAUGGGCACAGCCUGGCGCACGCCCUGGAGGCCGACAUGGAGAUGGAGUUCCUGGAGGUGGCCUGCAUGUGCAAGGCGGUGAUCUGCUGCCGUGUGACGCCGCUUCAAAAGGCGCAGGUGGUGGAGUUGGUGAAGACGUACCGCAAGGCCGUGACGCUCGCCAUCGGGGACGGAGCCAACGAUGUCAGCAUGAUCAAGACGGCUCACAUCGGCGUGGGCAUCAGCGGGCAGGAGGGCAUGCAGGCCGUCCUGUCCAGCGACUACUCCUUCGCUCAGUUCCGCUUCUUGCAGCGUCUGCUACUCGUGCACGGCCGCUGGUCCUACCUGCGCAUGUGCAAGUUCCUGUGCUACUUCUUCUACAAGAACUUUGCCUUCACGCUCGUUCACUUCUGGUUCGGAUUCUUCUGCGGCUUCUCCGCCCAGACGGUGUAUGACCAGUGGUUCAUUACGCUUUUCAACAUUGUUUACACAUCCUUGCCGGUAUUGGCGAUGGGGGUGUUCGAUCAGGACAUCAACGACCAAUGGAGCAUCGACUGCCCAAAGCUCUACGAGCCGGGGCAGCUUAACCUGCUGUUCAACAAGCGCGAAUUCUUCAUCUGCAUCGGGCAGGGCAUCUACACGUCAGUCGUGCUCUUCUUUGUGCCGUACGCUGCCUUUGUGGAGGCGGUGCGCGAUGACGGAACCGGACUGUCCGACCACCAGUCCCUGGCUGUGGCCGUCUCCACGUCGCUCAUCAUCGUCGUCAGCCUGCAGAUGGGUCUGGACACAGCCUACUGGACGGCCAUCAACCACUUUUUCAUCUGGGGCAGCGUGGCUGUCUACUUUGCGAUCAUGUUCGCCAUGUACAGCGCCGGCCUCUACAGCAUCUUCCCGUCCCAGUUUCGCUUCAUAGGCACAGCACGGAACACGCUAAACCAGCCAUCUGUGUGGCUGGUGAUUGCGCUGACCACCAUUGUAUGCAUCAUGCCUAUCGCCGCAUUCCGCUUCUUGAAGACCGACUUGCGGCCCACGCUCAGCGACAAGGAGCGCUACAUGCAGCGACAGCGACGCAAGCAGAAGCCGCAGACGCUGAGGCUGCACCGCGUGCACCGCACAGGCUCGCGCCGCUCGGGCUAUGCAUUUGCGCACCAGGAGGGCUUCGGCGAGCUCAUCACGUCCGGCAAAAACAUGCGCGGCUUCCAUUCUGCUACGGCGCUGCUCACACGGGCCGCACACGGCAGCGCGAGCUGGUUCGAGUCGCUGGGCAAGCGACGAGCAGGCGACCCGACCUCACAGCAGCCCAAGGUGGGUGGCGAUACGACACCAGCCAACGCUGCCAGCGAGCAGCAAGAAGAACAGGAUAUCGAGCAGGAGCUGGGAGAAGAGGCAGCUGUACCAGCGGUGGAAGCUUCAUUACUGUUAUGCGCAUCACCGGAGCUUGUGUCGACACCGGAGCCGGGGUCGACGCCGGAGCCGGUGUCGACACCGGAGCCGGGGUCGACGCCGGAGUUGGCGGUAACACUGGAGGAGCUGGCAUCAACAACAGAGCUGGCAUCGACACCAGAAAGAACUGCCACUUUCAACGACACCGAGAUCCAGUGAUUUCUUUCAACAACACAAUGACUGAACGAGGCCUUUUGCACACUGUGAGAACCGUUGUGACACACUUGUGCUCACGCAAAUGGGUGAAGUGAAGCACCAUUCAGCAAAUCCCUGCCAGGCCGCAGUUUUCUGCUGGCGAGGCAAAGCAACGAGUUCAGCAGGAACAGGGGAAUGAGGGGGCACCCGUUGAUUCCCAAAUUAUUGCAGAUGACUGGGACACUUAUUUUGCACUGUCUGCUACCAGUUCAGAAUUUCUCAUAUUGCCUUCUUACAUUUGGUUUAAAGUUUCCACAAUGCAGAGCUUCUAGUUCACAUUUUUACAUAUUGGCAUUAGUUGAAAAUUAAUGGUAAGGUAGUUUUACUCCGAUUGGUGUAUACGAAAACAUCUGCCGACCAGCUUUAAACACUGCAGAAAGACGUAUUUGUAGACUUUAUUUCUCACCGACAUGAGCCGUCUAUUCAAUGUUGUGCCUUUUUGUUCAUUUUUACAACUACAUGGAGAUGCUUCUGUUGGGGAAAGCAUUUUGUAGUGGAAGUGCGGUGUUAGCUGUGUGUAUUUUCUAAACACAUGUACGUGCAUUUGUAAAAAAGUGUACCUUGAACACCAGAACGUCAGUUGCCUUUGUAGCAUAUUUCUGUAGCUGACGGUGUACAUUACGGUUUUAGUUAAAAUUGUUUGCAAAGUUAAUUACAUGUUACAAAUGUACAUUUCUUUUGUAAAAAAAACAUAAAAAAUUUAGCAAAAUAACUAUAUUAAUAAAACCCAAAUGUUUGUUUCAUAUUUCAAAACUGCAGUGCUUCAGAUUUGAGCAAGGGUGUUUAAAGCUGUUUAUUUUUAUACCACAUUCUGUUUAUUAAAGUUUAAAUAUGAAGGUGUGGAUUUUAUAGACCCUAGUUGUGCAUUGUUUUUCUUUUUGGCAACGACUAUCAUUUUUCUGAAAAUAAAACAAUGCAGAAUAGUAUAUAAUGGGCCAAGUAUACCCUUCAGAAUUGGUAACGAGUUCAGGCAAGUAACUUCUAUUGACCAAAACACUGAUUCGUUCCUCCUUAACAUGUUUUUACUUUGAGUUUGUUUUUGUCAUUUGUUACGAAAUGUCAAUGUAGCAACUGGGACUGUUGCUUUCAGUUAAGCUGUCACCUGCCUUUGCUGUUUAUACAUUGUAAUGAUUACUGUUGACCGUUUGCUCCUGGUGCAGCAAAUGGAAGCACAGUACAUACUGAAGGCAAACAAGCAUGUUUUAAUGCCAAAGAGCUAAAAGUAAUAUCAGAUUGUAAAUACAACAUUCCAUAAUAAUUUAUUGCACAUUUAUACAUUUAAAGGAUUGGUAUCUUUUGAGUAAUAAAUAAUGAGGUAUAAUUA
Molecule: messenger RNA, 5501 nt
Organism: Lethenteron reissneri (Far Eastern brook lamprey)
Lineage: Eukaryota; Metazoa; Chordata; Hyperoartia; Petromyzontiformes; Petromyzontidae
Product: phospholipid-transporting ATPase ID-like
Biological process (GO): phospholipid translocation; Golgi organization
Cellular component (GO): plasma membrane; trans-Golgi network
Molecular function (GO): ATP binding; ATPase-coupled intramembrane lipid carrier activity; magnesium ion binding
Source: RefSeq, a predicted model, not a curated record